This is a messenger RNA of Psilocybe cubensis, 516 nucleotides long. RefSeq lists its product as uncharacterized. The transcript is spliced from 3 exons. NCBI's taxonomy places the organism in Eukaryota, Fungi, Basidiomycota, Agaricomycetes, Agaricales, Agrocybaceae. The record is from RefSeq and is a predicted model, not a curated record. Bases 1 to 516 code for a protein of 171 amino acids.
AUGGCGAUGAACGCACGGAUUGCAACGUUUGCCAAAACAAACUUGGCGGUGAAGAAGAGGAUGAAGACUGUCGAGGACGGCUUCCAAGAGCUGAAGGCCAAGUGGACCAUGGCAAAAGAACAAGUGGCAGGAAACACUUCACUUUCCGUCACGAUGUUCAACAACAUCAAGCAGGGGAUCCAGGACGUUCAAUACAUGAGCAGGAUAAACAAAGGGAUCCCGCCCCCAAAUAGGCAGCAGGACCCUCCAAGACGAAGGUCAAACACAAAUAGGAGCCGUGAACCAACCUCUGCGCCUCAAUCCUCAAGCCCACCACUACCGCCAGCACCCAUCCUGCCUUCCCCUCCUUCUCCACCACCAGCAGCCCUACUCCCUUCCCCAUCUCCACCACCACUAGCGCCGCUCCUCCCUUCCCCGCCCCCACCUCUACCUGCACCCGUCCUCCCUGCCGCGCCUGCGCCCCAAACUGCGCUUUUCUUGCCCGGAUCAACUCCAACAUUGCUUUUGCCCCCCUAG